Fusarium odoratissimum NRRL 54006 is the source of this 384-nucleotide messenger RNA. RefSeq lists its product as uncharacterized. The record is from RefSeq and is a predicted model, not a curated record. Gene Ontology annotation, molecular function: transferase activity. NCBI's taxonomy places the organism in Eukaryota, Fungi, Ascomycota, Sordariomycetes, Hypocreales, Nectriaceae. The transcript has 2 exons. Bases 1 to 384 code for a protein of 127 amino acids.
AUGUCAUCCGAAGCCAGUGGUGCUCGUCUUCUCGGGCUAGACAGGUCGCCAGGCUUUUCACAGCCGAGAAGCCUACCUGAGUUCGAGCCUCCUACAGUACCAUUUGGAUCGAUGCAACCGGAUCUUGCAGACUAUCGGUCUUCACAGUUUGUUCCCCACUCGGUUGCAGCAUCGUGGAUACGCAGUGGUCUGGAGAUCAAGACGGUGGCUGGUCAUAGUCUGGGCCAACUGGCAGCCCUUUGCGUUAGUGGUGUUCUCAGCCUGCGAGACGCCUUGAAAAUGAUUUAUGGCCGGGCUUCGCUGAUCCAGAACAAAUGGGGCUCAGAACGAGGUCGCAUGCUCAGCGUGGAAGCAUAUAUCCCUACUGUUGAAGCCUUUGCAUAG